GUCAACAAAAUGUGCCACUUUAUUGCAAAAGUUAAAGCUAUAACUAGAAUUUGUGAAGUCCUUGAGUUUCAUAUAUUUUCACGUUCCAUUGAUAAUGCAAAUCCAUUGUCACGUUCGUUACUUGUCGGUCUGACAAUACAUGUAUGUAUGUUUAUACGUAUGUAUAACGUAUGUAUGUGUAUUAUUGCCGACACGUUUUUAAAAGUGUAGUAUAUUUGAGUGCCAUAGAUAGUUUAUUGAUUUUUUAGAAUGCCUUAACUAUUAAUUGAAUGAUAUAAUAUCUAUCUAUAAAUAUCUCUUUCAAGCACCCUUUGCUUGGAAAAUAGUGAAAUGUAUUAAAUAUUGAACAAUAUCGAUUUCUGUGUUAAAAAGAUAUUAAGUAAAGAUGUUAAAGUGAUUUGGAAGUCGGUGAAACAUCGACAAUUUUCCAGUCUUUGUGUACUUAAGGUCGACAAGCCUUGGUUCGGUGUGUUCCGAUCGAACCCGAGAGAUUCGAAGGGAGGCACAAACAGGAAUUGGCUGGUCGAUGCACCUUAGCGUUCAAGGCAUAGUGGAACGCAAGGGAAGUCGGCACAUCUGCGCUGUACGUGAAUUUUUUUCGAAACCACUGAGAAAACACAUUACUCUUUCUCUCCCUCUGUUGUGCCCAACGUUGCGCCGAAACAGCUGAUCGUUUGCCCCUUUAAUUGCAUCGCGACUGGGUCGACGCUGUGGAAUUUUGACUACGUUUUCACCACGGACAAACUGAGAGUGAGGUUGGAGUAGAAGUGAGGUGGAUUCAAAAGUAUAAACGAAGGUUCCACAGCAACAGGUGCGACGUGGAAAAGGACAUUAUACAACCACGGAUAAACCCCCCACUUUAAAAUUAAUCUUAAAGAUUGGGGGUAGUAGUGGAACACCUGAAUACGGCAACGAAUCUCCAAGCCAGACAAUGUUAUCCCAACAUUUGGGUGUCUACCAACAACAGUUGGGUCUCAAUUGCUCUGUAACGCAAGAAUCUGAAUACGAUAGGUAUAUAGGGCAUAAAAAACUUAAAAAGAAAAAGAAAAAGAAGGAUAAAAGGCACAAGCAUCAUCACAAAGAUAAAAAAAGAAGAAGAGAAGAAUCCAGUCAAGAAUCAGUAGGAGAUGCUGAUGAAAGUUUAGUUGAAAUUCCUAAAAAAAUUCCUAAUCAUCAAUUGUUACCUCCAAGACCACCAUCUAGUGGAGAGCACAGAGUUGGCAUUACCAGCCAUAUUAGUUCUCUUUCUCCACAUCGUGAACCUAGAACUUGUGUACUUAGAAAAAUCGCCGAACGAACACCUCUUCAACGAUUAUUAGAACAUCUUCUUAGGUCAAUGGAGAAACGCGAUCCUCAGCAAUUUUUUGCUUGGCCAGUUACAGAUAGUAUUGCACCUGGAUAUUCUCAAAUCAUUACGAAUCCUAUGGAUUUUAGUACUAUAAAACAAAAAAUAGAUGAUAACAGUUAUCAAAAUUUAAAUGAAUUCGUAGAAGAUUUCAAAUUAAUGUGUGAUAAUGCCACUACAUACAAUCAUCCAGACACUAUUUAUUACAAGGCGGCAAAGAAAUUAUUACACGUUGGCCUAAAAAUGGUAACACCCGAUAAACUUCGACAACUAAGACCUGUUUUAACAUAUAUGCAAGACAUAUCGAAAGAAGAACUCGGAUUCGAAUUGGGUACAGAAGAUCCUAAUAAUCCUGAUGUUCCUGUAACGGAGGAACAAAUUGAACGAGAACGAGAACAAGAAGAACGUAAUGAAGAAGCUGAGGAACUUAGGAAAGAGAAUCAGAGGAAAAUAAGAUUAGCAAAUUUGGGUAAAUUUGAAGCCAUUCCGGAUGACAUGACACCAGAGGAAAUCUUGAAACAAGCCCGAGGAGCCGCGAAAACAGCGUCUGAAAAGUUAACGUUAAAAAGAUUGAAUUCCAAGAUGGGUUUUCUUAGGCAAAAGAAGGAUGGAACGACUAGCUUACAAAUAAUAGUACCGGGAGACGGAGUGAUUCCAGGAACUAAUCAAAGACCAGUGUCAUUAGGGCAGCUUAUAGGUAAAUUGAAUCAUGGUACGGGAGCAUUAGCAGGAUUUCGUGAAGAUAGGAGAAAUAUGUCGAAACCAGUAAAACCUUUAUAUUAUGGUGCCUUUGGUUCUUAUGCUCCAAGUUACGAUUCCACGUUUGCUAAUCUGACGAAGGAAGAAACAGACUUGGUGUAUCAAACAUAUGGUGAUGAAACUGCUGUACAAUAUGCAGAAUCAAUUUUAGAUUUUGCUAAAGACUGUGAUUAUACGUUAACUAUGGUGGACGAUUUGUUGGAUAUUCUUACAGGAGGAGAUCACAGAAAGACUAAGAAGUUCCUUGAGGAAAAACGAAGACUCAAAGAGGAAGAAGAGAAAAUAAAACAUUUACUAGAAAAGCCAAUGCAAGAUGUAAAUCGUAAUAUUCCAUCUUUAGACAACAUUAAAGUUGAUAUCGAUCAAUUAAAGACUCUAUCCGAGUUAGGAAUUGAUGUUAAUUUCUUAGAAAAUUUAGAGGAGGACUUAAAACUCAACGAAGAACGUGCAGCAUUACAAAAUCGGUUAGAUGAUACAUCACAAAUGUUAGGCCGUUUAAAGCAAGUACAACAUGAGCGACUUUCGGUUCCACCGCCAGCUCAUUUGUCGAAUGUUUCUAAACCAUCAGAAACAGAAGUUGCAAUAGCUGAUAAAAUUACGGAUAAUUUGACAGAAAUAGCAAAAAAGCUUCCUCCCUCAGCAAUCGCUCCUGUAGAUGGUUUGCGAAGAGCUAUGGGUAUUGCACCUCUUGGUGGGCCAGAGCCUAUGGAAGUGGAACCGAUUACUCAUAAUCCAACAAUUGUUGCGGAAAAUAAUUUAUUGUCGCAAUCUAAUAAUAAUCAAGUUCCGUCGAAUUUAUUAUCGGCUCCUUCACCAAUUCAAAGUACUAAUUUGCUCAGUCCAACCAGCCAACAAAAUCAAUCGAUUAAUAUCGUGAAUACGAAUCAAUCACCUAUGCAAAUACAAAUUGGCAUGACGCACAGUCAAACGCCUCCGUCUUUAUUAACUACUUCAGAAACGUCUGCAGUUCCAGAUCUAGAAUCGGAACUUCGAGAAUUUUUGGAAAGCGAUCCUACAUUAGGACAUUCGCCACUUCACGAUGAUAAAACAUUGGAGGAUAUUUUAUCCGAAUCUUAGUGUGUAUGAUUUUCGAGAUAUGAUAUAUGAUAUAAUAUACCUCCUACAGGUUGUACAUUUUAUUACAUAUAGACACUAAUAUUAAUUAUUACGUUUAACGGCAAGCGUGCGGUUAAUAAAUAAGUUCGUAUCAUGUAAUAUGAUGUCAUUCAAUUAAUACCGCUUUAUUUUAUGGAUAUAUAUUAUUUAUGAAGUUUGCGUAACAAGUUAUAUUAGAUGAAUAUUUGUAACAUUUUGGUGAAAUGUGUUUGUAUUGUAAAAUAUUGUUUAAAAUAAUGAAGAAAAUAUUUUAAUGUUUUAUAGAAGAUUGAUUUUAAUGAAGAAUUUAGAAAUGAAAUUUAUUUAAAUUUGCUUUUUUAUUCCUAAAAAAAUUAUGUUCAUAAAAACUAAUAAUUAAUUAUUAUUGAUAAAGUGUUACGCAAACGGAAAAUCCGUAUAAGAGCAAUUUCUUUAUAUAAAAAUAAAUUCAAUCUUUUCUUUAUUAAAUUACUUUGCAAAUGUUAAAAUAAUGAAAUGUCAUUACUAUUUUAAAAUGAGAAAAUAUGACAGAAAUUGUAAAUAUUCAUAAAGUGUAUUUUUAAAAAUGA
This is a messenger RNA of Apis mellifera (honey bee), 3768 nucleotides long. RefSeq names its product bromodomain containing 7 (gene Brd7-9). The record is from RefSeq and is a predicted model, not a curated record. Bases 932 to 3181 code for a protein of 749 amino acids. Gene Ontology annotation, biological process: regulation of transcription by RNA polymerase II. Lineage: Eukaryota; Metazoa; Arthropoda; Insecta; Hymenoptera; Apidae. The transcript is spliced from 4 exons. Gene Ontology annotation, cellular component: nucleus.